Messenger RNA from Topomyia yanbarensis, 2852 nucleotides. RefSeq names its product DNA repair and recombination protein RAD54B-like. Gene Ontology annotation, biological process: reciprocal meiotic recombination; double-strand break repair via homologous recombination. The transcript has 4 exons. Gene Ontology annotation, cellular component: nucleus. Bases 270 to 2828 code for a protein of 852 amino acids. The record is from RefSeq and is a predicted model, not a curated record. Lineage: Eukaryota; Metazoa; Arthropoda; Insecta; Diptera; Culicidae. Gene Ontology annotation, molecular function: ATP-dependent chromatin remodeler activity; DNA translocase activity; ATP binding.
AGGUGCUGCAAAGUAUACACAAAAGAAUUUUGUGUUGAAUAAACAAAAAACAAAAGCUUACCUUUAUCCUCCACUUAUUUGCAAACAAGCGCUAAUUUGAAGGCAACUCCAACAAAGUUGUCUUGAAUGUACAAACAAAGUUUCGCAGUAAUCUGUGCCAGGGGAGACAGUUGAAAAAAAAUUUGAAACUGUUUCCGGAUAUUCCUUAAAUAAAAGGCGAAAGAUCACGAAUUGUGAAACAUUUAUAUUUAGAAAAUAGCACGAGAACGAUGCGUCGAAGUUGUGCCCCAUCGAUGAAACGCGCGGCGGACACCGGAUCGGAACAGACGACCCGGCCGUUCCUAUCCACUACGCGCCUUGCACCAGAAAAGGCUGAAGUUGACGCUAAAUUAAUGGAACUCUUCAAUAGUUCAGAAAAUCACGCCCGGACGCUGGAGACCCUAGCAAAAACACGACAACCGUUGGCCCCGCGACCAGUGGAGGAAAAGCAGCAUUGCACCAAAGUUCUAUUCAGUGUCGUUUGGGGUAAAAUAACGACCAAGAAACAUAAAACGUGGGAAGGGGAUGGAACACUAGAAUUGACUGGCAAGUGUGCCACUUUGAUAAAUGAAGAUGGUAAAAUUAUCGCUAGUUCUAAUGGCGUGAAAACGGAGGAUUUCGAAGAAGGAUCCCGUGUAAUCGUUGGUAGUAAAGAGUUAGAGAUUAUCGAAAAGCUUUCAAGUGUAGGUGAUGCAUCUAACGAGAACUUGCAGCAACAAAUUCCCUCUAAAAGAUCUAAACUUGAAACGAUUGAUAAGCAUUUCAAACCACCAGCUGUUCACAAUAGCAUCGCUGUACCAUCAACUUCUAAACGGCCAGUUCUCGAUACUGCGUUCAAACAGGUUGCCAUGAGUGAAAACGAAGUACCUGCUGAAUUUGUGCCUUUGUUGAUGGGGACUCCUUCGUACGAACAUCAAUGGAAACACAAUAAUAGUAAGGGUUCUAUAUCGGAAGUUUCGGUACCCUACUGUUUGGCUAAACACCUGCGACCUCAUCAAAGAGAAGGCGUGAAGUUUCUCUACAAAUGCGUGAUAGGGUUCACUCUGGGGGAAUCAGAGUGGUGUGGCGCUAUUCUAGCUGACGAAAUGGGACUGGGAAAAACACUCCAGUGCAUAAGCUUAGUCUAUACUCUGUUGAAGCAGGGACCCUAUGGCCAACCAAUGGUGAGGCGCGUCUUGAUCGUCACACCCAGCAGUUUGGUGGAUAAUUGGAAAGGUGAGAUUACCAAGUGGCUUGAAACGGAACGGAUUUUCACCUUCAUUGUUGGACCUAAUAACAAGUUAAAAAAGUACGCACAAUCGCCACAUAUACCUAUUCUAAUAAUAUCGUACGAAAUGCUAGCCAAACAGAUAGAAGAACUGGAAUCGGUCAAAUUUGAUCUGGUAGUGUGCGAUGAAGGACAUCGACUAAAGAACAGCAAUAUAAGGACAUCAACGGUUUUAGAUGGAAUUGAUUGUCAUCGUAGGAUCCUACUCACCGGAACUCCCAUUCAGAACGACCUACAGGAAUUCUAUUCCUUGAUCAAUUUCGUCAAUCCGGGAAUAUUAGGUUCCUACGCGGAGUUCAAAGCCAAAUACGAGAUUCCGAUUAUUCAAUCGCAACAACCCAACGUGCUGAAAGAAUUUCAAGAACUAGGAAAGUUGCGACUAGUUGAACUGAACUCUAUCACUUCAAAAUUUGUACUUCGUAGAACGCAGGAAGUGAUUAACAAGUACCUCCCCAAAAAACAGGAACUAGUUGUGUUUGUCUAUCCAUCUCAACUCCAACAGACACUUCUACGUACUGCUUUACAGUCCUACGAGCAAUCUGGGCCAACGGUUACUUCGCCGCUUAAAUUGAUUACAAUACUUAAAAAAAUUUGCAAUCAUCCUUCUUUAAUCACUGUCCCCGAUAAAAACGAUCCAGAAUCUCUAAUUCAGUCACUCAACGAUCGUCUUCCCGCCUGGAAUGAAAUGAGUCCAGAAGAUUCUGGUAAGCUCAGCAUUCUUGGAAAUUUACUCGAAGCUUUGAUAGUGCAACGCGAAAAAAUUGUUGUCGUUUCCUACUAUAGCAAGACAUUAGAUAUGAUCAUGGGGCUUUGUCAGCAUUAUAAUUACAAGUUUUGUCGAUUGGACGGAUCAACUCCCUCUAACGAUAGAAGCAAACAUGUUGCUAGCUUCAACAGCACAUCUUCGGACAUUUUUGUAUUUCUACUUAGUGCCAAAGCUGGAGGAACCGGUCUAAAUUUAAUCGGAGCCUCCCGGCUGGUCUUGUUUGAUAACGACUGGAAUCCGGCUAGUGACCUCCAAGCCAUGGCUCGCAUUUGGCGGGACGGGCAAUCUCGCCCGGUUUACAUUUACCGGCUUAUAACGGCCUUUUCCAUCGAGGAGAAAAUUUAUCAACGACAGAUUUCAAAGUCUUCGUUAAGCGGUGCAAUUGUGGACCAAACGCAAAACCUUAGCAAUCUCAAGUUCUCCGACGAAGAAUUGAAGGAUUUGUUCUCCUUUGUCAACGAGUCGGAUGAUUGUCUCACUCAUCAGCUGCUGGCUUGUGAUUGUAAGGGGGCUGGGGACAUCCCUGAACCUCUUGUUCAUUCAAGUCAAGAAGAACACCCGGACAUGCAAGAACAAAGUCGGUUUCAAAUUAGAGCUGCCAAAUCGCGCACGCACCAACAGCGGCGAUCGAUGAAAAUGCAAGAAUUGAUGCGAUGGGAACACCAUAGAAGUCCUGUUCGAAAUGAUGUUUUGGAGGAACUAUCAUUAACGGAGUGUUCAGAAGGAAUUGUUUUCCUGUUUCGGAACAAGUCGUAACAAAUCGGUAGAAAAUAUAAAAAA